Molecule: messenger RNA, 901 nt
Organism: Mangifera indica (mango)
Lineage: Eukaryota; Viridiplantae; Streptophyta; Magnoliopsida; Sapindales; Anacardiaceae
Exons: 3
Coding region: 210-641 (143 amino acids)
Source: RefSeq, a predicted model, not a curated record
UUUGACCAGUAACAUGUUCAUGAAAGUAAUAAUAGAUAUGAAAGAGAUUAUAUGGGGUUCCAAUUUGUAGUUUUAAGACCAGGGUCCGAGUUAACGUGGUGGGCAUCGGGCUGGGUCGACCCAGAGUAUUAUCAUUAAUAUCCCACUGAAAACUGAGCUGUAAAUUUGUUUAACUAAAAGAAGCAGACAAAACUCCAACUUGGAAUAAAAUGGUUAUUGGAGCAACAAUGGCAGCGGUUGUAGCAAGACCCUCGUCAAUAGCGGUGCUUAGCAGCCAAAGACAAGGAGCCAGAAGCAGGUGGGUCUUCAGUCCUUUGGCCUUUUCAACCUCACCAGCGUCUUCAACAAGAAAGCUGGUGCUCUACUCAAAACCCGGAUGCUGUUUGUGUGAUGGCCUCAAAGAAAAACUCCAAGCUGCGUUUUUACUCUCUGGCCCUGAUUCUCUCCAUGAUGUAGAUUUACAGUUUUCUAAGGUGAGGGAUAUAACCACCAAUCCUGAGUGGGAGAAGGCUUACCAGUAUGAGAUACCUGUCUUGGCCAAAGUACUUUCUGAUGGUACUGAGGAAGCUCUACCCAGAUUAUCUCCUCGGAUUGGUGUGGAGCUCAUUCAAAAGAAGAUAUCAGCUGCUUUGAGACAGUAACUGCCCCAACUGCAACUUAAAAUCAAACCAACGAUCUUCUUCGAAGGGGAUAUCUUUAAGUAAAAUCUAUGCUUAUGACAAACAUAAUUUUAAUAUGAUGUAUUCUAGAGUUUAUUUCAACUUGUACUCAAUUGUAGCCGCAAUUUGUGAUAUUCUUAUCUUCUUAAGCUUUCACUUUUUUCUCCCUUUUCAAGCAAAAAAUGUAGCUUUAUAGCCAUCACUUUGAUAUGAAUAUGAGACUCAUUUGUGUUCUCUUUCAA